AUGAUAUUGAUGGAGAACAGGACAGAUGUGACACAUUUCAUCCUGCUGGGGCUGACCAGUGACCCAGACCUGCAGAUCCCACUCUUUGUAACUUUCUUCUUGAUCUACAUCAUCACGUUGGUUGGGAACCUGGGGAUGGUCCUCCUGAUUCUCUUGGACUCUCGUCUCCACACCCCCAUGUAUUUCUUCCUUGGUAAUCUGUCUCUGGUGGACUUUUGCUACUCUUCAGCUGUCACCCCUAAGGUCAUGGCUGGGCUCCUCAUGGGAGACAAGGUCAUCUCCUACAAUGCUUGUGCUGCUCAGGUGUUCUUCUUUUCAGGCUUUGCUACUGUGGAAAAUUACCUGUUGGCCUCCAUGGCCUACGAUCGUUAUGCAGCAGUGUGUAAACCCCUCCAUUAUACCACCACCAUGACAACGAAUGUGUGUACUUGGCUGAUCAUAAGCUCUUACCUCAUUAGUUUCCUGAAUGCCUCCAUCCACACUGGGGACACAUUCAGCCUCUCUUUCUGUAAGUCCAAUGUGGUCCAUCACUUUUUCUGUGAAAUUCCCGCCGUCAUGGUUCUCUCUUGCUCUGACAGAUACAUUAGUGAGCUCAUUCUUGUCUAUGUAGUGACCUUCAAUAUAUUUCUUGCUCUCCUUGUUAUCUGUAUAUCCUACAUGUUCAUUUUUAUUACCCUUCUAAAGAUGGACUCAGCCUUGGGACACCGGAAAGCUGUGUCCACCUGUGCCUCCCACCUCACUGCGGUCUCCAUUUUCUACGGGACUGUUAUCUUCAUGUACUUACAGCCCAGCGUGGCUCACUCCGACACAGACAAAAUUGCGUCUGUAUUUUACGCCACCGUCAUCCCUAUGCUGAACCCUGUGGUCUACAGCCUGAGGAACAAGGAAGUUAAGUGUGCAUUUUUAAAUCUCAAGAAUGCAUUCAUUUUGUGGAUGCAACAGAAAUCUUUAGGAUUAUGGCUUUAA
Dipodomys spectabilis (banner-tailed kangaroo rat) is the source of this 966-nucleotide messenger RNA. Its product is annotated as olfactory receptor 5B3-like. Gene Ontology annotation, cellular component: membrane. Gene Ontology annotation, molecular function: olfactory receptor activity; G protein-coupled receptor activity; odorant binding. The record is from RefSeq and is a predicted model, not a curated record. The transcript has a single exon. Gene Ontology annotation, biological process: sensory perception of smell; G protein-coupled receptor signaling pathway. NCBI's taxonomy places the organism in Eukaryota, Metazoa, Chordata, Mammalia, Rodentia, Heteromyidae. The coding region runs from base 1 to 966 and encodes 321 amino acids.